Molecule: messenger RNA, 1101 nt
Organism: Solanum lycopersicum (tomato)
Lineage: Eukaryota; Viridiplantae; Streptophyta; Magnoliopsida; Solanales; Solanaceae
Product: serine/threonine-protein phosphatase 7 long form homolog
Biological process (GO): meristem maintenance; meristem development
Source: RefSeq, a predicted model, not a curated record
AUGGCUGCUAAUAAUGCAUACCAAUUGGAUCCCGGUCCACUUGAUCCGUCUGUAUUAAAUGGAAAGCUCACUCAUAGGUCACGAGAUAUAUGGAUAGGGAAUGAUGAUAUGAUUUUGAACACAAGAAAAUAUGAUGGGAAGUUUUGGGACCUAGUAAAUGAGCAUCCCAUUCAUCCACGAGUCCUAGAUGUGAUUAAACUAUCUGGAAUAUAUAGUGUUUAUAGGACGGGUGAGAGUACAAUCACUUUACCGGACGUGGAGAUAUUGUAUGGCUUACCUGUGAAAGGUAAUGCAGUAGUUGGGUAUGAGCCACAGAGGUCUGUAGUGGAUUGGAAAAAUAUUUGUCAAAGAUUAUUAGGUUUUAGUCCACAACCUCAAGACUUUAAACAUAGUAGUCUCAAGGUUUCUGCGCUUAAUGCACACUUGCGACUUCAACCACGAUUACCCGACUUGGCAACACAGGAUAUGGUCAAUGAGAAAGCUAGGUGUUAUAUGUUUUGGAUGAUUGUUGGUUUACUAUUAGCAGACACAUCUGGUGGUCUUUUAAAGCUUAUGUACUUGCCUAUGCUGGAGGAUAUCACUACAGUAGGGUCUUACAGUUGGGGUAGUGCAACCCUAGCAUAUUUGUAUCGUUUUCUUUGUAAAGCCUCCCAAAGUAGCCAAAAUGAGAUUGCUGGAUUCCUACCACUACUUCAGUUUAUUUGGGAACCAUAUUCUUCUGACAUAAUUGAGAGUCUUCCCGAAUAUUGCCGCGUUGGAAGAGACAUAUGGCGUGCUAGAGUUCCAAUUUUUUGUUGGGAUGUUGUUGAGGUUCAUUUACCCGAUCGAGUUAUGAGACGUAUUACUCGUUUUGUCAUUGGUAAUCCUAUUUCGAGUCCUCAACAACAACAAGGUUACGUGCCUAAUGCAACGACAUACGAAACAAUGGUGCGUCAUAUUCAUUUGAUGGUUAAUAAAGCAAUAUCUCUCAGUGAAAAUCCAUCAAUGGAGGAAUUUUACGGGUUUUGUGCAAUGGUGCGGGAUGAAGGAUCUAAUUGUUUGGCAUAUGUGCAAGAGGCAGAUAGGACUCAGUUCAAGCAAAUUAUAGAAGAGAGGAUCUAA